Molecule: messenger RNA, 6674 nt
Organism: Ooceraea biroi (clonal raider ant)
Lineage: Eukaryota; Metazoa; Arthropoda; Insecta; Hymenoptera; Formicidae
Gene: Dora
Product: zinc finger SWIM domain-containing dorado
Cellular component (GO): Cul2-RING ubiquitin ligase complex
Molecular function (GO): zinc ion binding
Source: RefSeq, a predicted model, not a curated record
AAACUGGCGGGCAACCUGGCUCAGUCCUCCGGCAGCGGUGGCGGCGGUGGCGGCGGUGGCGGGCGAACCGGAGGUAGUGGUAGCGCCGGAACUGCCGGUGGCGGCGGCGGCGGCGGCGGUGGCGCGGCUUCGAGGAGCACGGGGGCGGCCAGGGCCGCUGCCGAACCUGGAAUUGUUAACGGCGCCGCGGACGAGGCCGCCGGACCCGCUGGUGGACAUUUAAUCGAAUGGGAAGAGACUGAUCGCUUCUCCUUCGAUGAUUCCGAUCGCUUCGAGGAGGACUCCCUGUGCAGCUUCAGCAGCGAGCCUGAAUCGUUGUGCAACAAUUGGCGAGGAUGGAAACGCAUCACGGCGACCUUCGGCCUCUCCAAGAAGUACUGCGAAGAUGGACAACAACCGGUACCGACCCUUUGCGAACUUGCGGCGCGCUGCGUUGCAUCUCAUAUUCCCUUCGAGUUGGUGGAACAUUUCUAUCCUCCUGUGCCGGAGCAGCUUCAGCUGAGAAUAGCCUUCUGGAGCUUUCCCGAUAACGAAGAGGACAUACGGCUUUACUCAUGUCUGGCAAAUGGCAGCGCCGACGAAUUCGUUCGUGGCGAGAACCUCUAUCGCUCCAAGAGCAUCAAGGAACCUCUGCAGAUCGGAUUCCAUCUGAGUGCCAGCGUAAACGCGCAAAUGAGCGGUGUCAGAGCUCAGUUCAAUGUUGCUGUAACAUUCGACCGACGCAAGAUCACAUCAUGCAACUGCACCUGCUCAUCGACGGCCUAUUGGUGCGCACACGUGGUAGCUGUUUGUCUGCACAGGAUACAUAUGCCAACACAAGUAUGCCUGAGGGCGCCAGUCAGCGAAUCCUUGUCUCGAUUGCAUCGGGAGCAACUGCAAAAGUUUGCCCAGUAUCUCAUCAGCGAGCUGCCGCAGCAAAUUCUGCCUACCGCGCAACGACUCCUGGACGAGUUGUUGUCGACCCAACCGAGCGCCAUUAAUAGUCUCUGCGGUGCUCCCGAUCCGACUGCUGGCGCUUCCGCACACGAUCAGACAUCCUGGUACUUAGACGAAAAGACGCUGCACGAUAACAUCAAGAAGAUACUUAUCAAGUUUUGCGUUCCCGCUCCUAUAGUCUUCAGCGAUGUUAAUUAUCUGAGUAGCACUGCACCUCCCGCUGCUUCCGAGUGGACGUCAUUGCUGCGACCACUGAGAGGCAGGGAGCCGGAGGGCAUGUGGAAUCUUCUCUCCAUCGUGCGCGAGAUGUUCAAGAGGAAUGACCGCAACGCCGUGCCCCUCUUGGAAAUCAUCACGGAGGAGUGCAUGGCCUGCGAGCAGAUCCUCGUUUGGUGGUUCAACACAAAAGUCGCGUUACUGAACGGCACCGGAUACGGCGGCAAGCACAGCAUGAACAGCAACGUACACGCCUCCCAGCACGCGUGCUCCUCUCUGUGCGACGAGAUCGUCGUUCUCUGGCGAUUGGCCGCACUCAAUCCUGGUCUCUCGCCGUCCGAGCGCGAGAUGCUGCACGCUCAAUUCAUGUCCUGGCACUUGAAGAUCAUAGAUAAAGUGGCCAAGUGCCGUGGUAGUUCCAUGCCGCACAACUCGCAUAAUAAAGGUAACAGCUCGCAAAAGGAUUCUCUGAAGCACGAUCUCGCGCUUUUCACUGGAUUUAAGUCUGCGCUCGAAGCUUGCUAUCUCGAUUGGGACGAAUACGUCCUGCCUGGAAUUACGUAUACCGCCGAGAACAAUCCCAUGUAUCACUGUCCUUUUACAUGCUUUCGGCAUAUCGGCGAUAUGAGGUCGGAAGUCAAUCAAGUAAAUUCCAGUUCCGCGGUACUGAAUUAUCAACCACCCAUUUCGCAUCAUCAUCAUCACAGUCGACGGCCGCUGAAUGCCGAGUUCAGCUACUUGGACAGACGGCGGCUGAAUCCGCGUGAAUUCCAUUCAAUGUGCUCGAGAAGUGGCGACGGAAAUCGUAGCAGCGUUAGCUCCGAAGGUUUCUGCGAGAAUGACACCGACAUUCCUGAUAUCUCUGAGUCUCAGGUUGUUCUUAGACAAGGUUGUGCUCAAUUAAAUAAUUGCGGCGACACCGAUUCGCAGGAAGGGGCUGGUAGCGAGUCAUCUUCCAACAGUAACGUUAGCCUGAAGAACGCUCAAGGCUCGGACAAGCAUCGCUCAAACACCUCGUCCGAGACACAUAGUGAUAGUAGUGAUAGUAGUAAUAACAAAGCUGCCUGCGAGGACGCAAAGUGCAGUAGGACGAAUCUUGUGGAGUGCCGUGACAAGUCGCGCAUGGUCGUAUUCAAGGGCGUUAAUCUUAAGAACGAACAGGAAUCCGAUCAGGAGAAGGAAGCCGGGAGACCGUUCAAGGACGAGAGCUACUCGUCCAGCAGUGACAGUCCCUCCGGUGACGAGUACCACGUUUACUAUUACGAUCCGAAAACCGUAGCCAACAGUAGCGGUUUGCCGAACAAAUACGUCAAAAGCAAUACGCACGCCACUACUCCGGAUGCCAACGCAGUUCUAAAUAAUUUGAAGAAGACGGAGGAUCCAUGGGACAUUCUAUUUGCGCGAGCGGAGGGACUUUACGCUCACGGUCACACGAGAGAAGCCUGCAUUAUUGGGAUACAACUCGCCGAGGAACUCCUGGCCAAUCCACCCGACCUUAUGAUCGAGGGACCGCCGGUACCAGUGAAGAACAAACGAAAGCGGCAACAUGUGAAUCCGGCCUCUCACCAGGUAACGUGCCUCGCGUCAGCGACUUUAGCGAAAUGCGGAUUCCUCUGCACGGUGCUUGCCGAGAAUCCAGAGUAUCACAACUUGGCGUUUCGUGUCGGUCUCUUUGGUUUAGAGAUGGCGAGACCACCGGCUAACACUAAACCACUAGAGGUGAAGCUUGCUCAUCAAGAGAGCGAGUUGGUAGGUUUGCUGAAGAGAAUCCCACUAGGACCGACCGAGUUAGCCAUGAUAAAACAAAGAGCUGAACAACUGAGAGACGGAGUCAUGAGAUCCAGGGGACAUGCUCUUUUGCCCAUCAUGCUGGCUAGUUUCAUAUACGACGCCCUUGAUGUACCAAGAGGGAAAUUGCCAGCCGAGAUUGAUCCGAAUCUCGGAUUCGAUGCUGCUGUGGCUGUAUUGGGUUUAAAAGCGAACGUCAGUGAAGCUGAUCAUCCUCUUCUUUGCGAAGGAACUCGUCGACAGAGAGGAGAUUUGGCAAUUACAUUGCUGAUGCAUUACAAGGACGAUCCUGUAAAAUUAGCCAGAAUUAUGGACAAAUUGCUCGACCGAGACGUUCAUCAACUCAUCAAAUCACCCAUUUUGAGUAGUUAUUACACAUCAAAUCCUCCCACUAAGAGUGAGUUAACGCGGUUUGUUCAUGAUGAGGAAUGUUCAUCUUCCCUCGCUGGGACAGACAACGGCGAUAAUAUUGUCGGUACUAGCAGCAGACCGCAUAGCAGUACGAGCGCGGAACUGGAGAGCGGUAUGAACGCAUUGACUUUGCAGCCGCCGAUUGUUCAGCCACCUGUGCCUAUUAGAACUAAAGAAACACGAUAUAAGAGUAAAAGGGUGUAUCCAUCUAUUCCUAAUCAACCGUCGGAAGCGAGCGCACACUUCAUGUGUGAAUUAUCGAAAACCAUCCUACUGAAGGCUGGUGGCAACAGCUCAACUUCGUUAUUCACUCAGCCAUCCACCAGUCAGAAUCACCACGGCCCGCACCGAGCGCUUCACAUGUGCGCCUUCCAGCUUGGUUUAUACGCUCUCGGUCUUCAUAAUUGCGUCAGUCCAAAUUGGCUCAGUCGUACGUACUCGAGUCACGUAUCGUGGAUAACCGGCCAGGCAAUGGAAAUCGGAGCGCCAGCCAUCUGGUUCCUCAUCGACAGCUGGGAGGGUCAUCUAACACCACCAGAGGCUGUCAGUAUAGCUGAUAAAUCCUCGAGAGGUAGCGAUCCGAACAUGGUCAGGGCGGCGGCGGAGCUCGCUUUGUCUUGCCUGCCGCAUGCACAUGCGCUCAAUCCUAAUGAAAUUCAGAGAGCUAUAUCUCAAUGCAAGGAACAGAGUGAAGCAAUGCUGGAGAAAGCUUGCAUCAUGGUGGAAAAUACCGCGAAGGGUGGCGGUGUUUAUCCAGAAGUGCUUUUUCAAGUGGCGAAGUAUUGGUACGAGUUGUACCUUCGGCAAAUGCCUGGUGGUGCUGAUCAGCAAGACGAGGUUCCUCAUGACUCGCUGCAGCUGGAUCUCAAUGGGGUAUUGCUAGUCGAACCGGGACCUUCCGUAGACUUGUCAAAUACUCAAAUGAUGCCCGGCCCGACACAAACGGUAGUUGUCACCAGCACACAGCCGCCUCCUCAGCCCUACACUCAUCCGACAAUUACAACUUUGGCUCCUUUGGGAGUCAGCAUUGGACCGUACGCCGUAGGCCCGUACAGUUUCGUACAUCCUCAUCAUUCAAUUGCUACGUUCAGCGGUCCGAUGCCCUCACACAGAGUCACUCUACCGCCCGCGCCGCACAUGCAAAUGUAUCACCCGUUCCCGCAUCAUCAUCCCGGACAUCCUCAGCAUCCCCAACAUUCUCAACAUCCUCAGCAUCCACAGCAUCCUCAACACCCGCAGCAUCCGCAACAUCCACAUCAUCCGACUCCGGCUGCUCCACCACCGCCCGGACCGUAUUACGCGCCGCAGCCACCGACACCAGGCACUCAUCACUUGUACACGAUGCAGCAACCUAUGCCGGUGCAAGCAGGUGUAGCGGGUCCUAUCCCUGGACAAAGUAACUUGCCUGGACCAGCACUGGUUCAAACGCAGCCUAUAAUAUCGACAGUGAGGCCUCAACCUCAUCAGGUGCAUAGGCAGAAUCAUACGUUUAAUCAACAGCAAUUCCGGACUCUCGUCUCUGCGUAUCGCGUGGGUAUGCUGGCGUUGGAAACUCUGGCACGUCGAGUGCACGAUGAUCGUCCUCAGGCUAAAUACGCGCGGAAUCCACCUUACGGUGAAGAUGUGAAAUUUUUGCUCAGAGUAGCGAAACGACUCGGUACGCAGUACAUGCAUCAACUUUGCAUCUGUGCCGUGAACAGCAUCGUCAGUCCCUUUGUCCUUCAUCAUGUUGCUUUGGAGGCGGCUCAGUAUCUGGCUAGAAACAACCCGACGCUCAUCGUACAGCAUUUAAGAUCUGCUUUAUUGGCACCGCUGGUACACAAGUGCCAACAAAUGUACAUCCAAUGCAUGCAUCAAAAACUAUAUCACUUGACGGCUGCUGAUUACGAAGAAUUCGCGAGUAUUGUUUGCGCGGCUAGGGCAGCCUUCCAGAUCAAUCCCGAAGGGAACAAUCAGUUUAAGGAGUGGCUACAAUCGAUUAAAAGAUCUCAGUCUUGUAACAAAGAGUUGUGGGCACAAAUCAACGCGGCGCUACAACAGACCAGCAAAUGACAUAGAGCGGAGCCAGGCGUGACGUGGCUCACCUCCCUACCUCGUCCUCAACCACCCCCGCCGCCCCCACCACCGACAAGAACAACCCUCGUGUUACAGCACCAACACUCCUGUCAUCCCCAUCCACAGAGCGUCGUAUGCGUUCACGAGCUGGCCGCAGUCAACAAGCUCCCAUGGGACAAGAUCUCUAUACCGUACAUCAUCGAGGAACGAGCAGCGCAUCAACUGCCGUCUCAUCAACAUCAGAUGAUCGCCGGUCUACCACCGGCUGGACCAUUCGCAUGGCAGGAGCCGACCGAUCGUAGCCGUGGUUCUCAGGGGAUCAAUACCAGAGACGAGCGAGAUAUAUCUUAAGUUUAGUUAAAAACUUUGUCUAGGAACGCGUGGAUACUUUAGUUGAGAACGAUUGGAACGAUGACGACGUAUAAGUUAGAUUAGAUACGAAUAAAAUGAAAAAAAUAGUAUGUGUAAGAGCUCUUACGUUAAGUUUUACAUAUACACAUCAUGCUCGCACGUAUGAGAUCUGUCUAGAGAGAGAGAGAAGAUCGAGUGCACUGAUCUUAACAUCUUAUGCGUAAAGGGAUACGAGUAUAUUGUAUUAACACAGCCAUGAAUCAAAAUUCAUGUUCUGACUGUGAGUCAUAUCGGACGCGCAACCGCGAAUCAUCCAUUACGCGGUGACAUUUCUUUAGAUUAAGUUGCCUGUUGACAAACGAGAAAUGCAUCUGACAAUGCAUUUUGUAGCUUGUCUUUCGAUUUGUUUUUUCAUUUGAAUUUUUCUGGUAUGUUUCAAAUAGUUGAUUACAGUCAUUGUUCUUUAGAAACUUGCGUGUUAUAUAUAUUUGCAAACGCAUAGAAAGUGAGAAAGGAAUGUUGCUCUUAGCGCACUAUAAAACUAUUAAAAGAGUUUGAUAAAUUCUUAUUGGAAGAUAUAAUUUUAUUAGUAAAGCAAAGUUAAGUCUAUUUAUAAAUAUUUAUUAAAAAUUAAUAUAUAUGUGAACAAUUAUAUAUAUGCGAACAAUUAUAUAUAUGUGAACAAUUUAAGUUAUAAAUCCAAAUUACCAAAUUAUUUUUCAUUAUCAUUGAUUAUAAAGAGAAUAGGUGAAGAGCUAUAUUUUUUAAACAUUCUUUUAUGCUUUGAAAUAUAUACAAGACACGUAAGUUUUCAAGAAAAUCAGUGCCGGGAGCUGCAUAUGUGUAUUCGCACUGCUCUUUGAAAAGAGGAGAAGCGAUAGAAGAAAUAAAGAGAAAAAAGUAAAUAAAAAGAAAAA